AUGGAGGCCAUCACGGCGCUGCUGCCGACGCACCUGGUGGUGACCAUCGACACGGAGUUCCCGGGCGCGGUGCACGACUCAGCCACGCCGCGCGACAAGCGGAGCCCGAAAGAAGCCUACACGCUCGUCAGGCGCAACGUCGACCACCUGAAGCACCUGCUGCAGCUCGGCCUCACCCUCUCCGGGCCCGGGGGCAGCCACCCCGUGGUGUGGCAGUUCAACUUCCGGGGCUUCGACGAGAGGCGCGACCCGCACGCGCCGGAAUCCAUCGCCAUGCUCAAGGCCCACGGCAUGGACUUCGCCAGGCUCCGCGAGGACGGCAUCGACCCGGGCGACUUUACCGACGAGUUCAUGCGCUCCGGCCUCAACCACCGCCGCCCGCGCCGGGGCAGGGCCGCCCCCGAGCCCCUCACGUGGGUGGCCUUCUCGGGCUCCUACGACUUCGCCUACCUCGCCAGGAUGCUUUUCCGCCAAGGCACCAAAGGUUUGCCGCAGAAGCUCGAGGACUUCGGAAGGCGCGUGGAGAAGUUCUUCGGCCCGUGGGUGCUCGACGCCAAGUACAUUGCCAAGACCUGCUUCGCCCACAACGCCGGCUCCGACAGCCUUCUCACCGCCGACGUGAUGCUCGCCAUUUUCCUUGACCACAUGAACCCUCAAGAACUUAACUACACUAGUGGCUGA
Triticum dicoccoides is the source of this 681-nucleotide messenger RNA. Its product is annotated as probable CCR4-associated factor 1 homolog 11. Gene Ontology annotation, cellular component: CCR4-NOT complex. Lineage: Eukaryota; Viridiplantae; Streptophyta; Magnoliopsida; Poales; Poaceae. The record is from RefSeq and is a predicted model, not a curated record. The coding region runs from base 1 to 681 and encodes 226 amino acids. Gene Ontology annotation, molecular function: nucleic acid binding; poly(A)-specific ribonuclease activity. The transcript has 2 exons.